Humulus lupulus (European hop) is the source of this 1199-nucleotide messenger RNA. RefSeq lists its product as uncharacterized. The transcript is spliced from 3 exons. Gene Ontology annotation, cellular component: eRF1 methyltransferase complex. NCBI's taxonomy places the organism in Eukaryota, Viridiplantae, Streptophyta, Magnoliopsida, Rosales, Cannabaceae. Bases 372 to 1031 code for a protein of 219 amino acids. Gene Ontology annotation, molecular function: S-adenosylmethionine-dependent methyltransferase activity; nucleic acid binding; protein methyltransferase activity. Gene Ontology annotation, biological process: methylation. The record is from RefSeq and is a predicted model, not a curated record.
AAACGUAGUUAAACUUACUUUAUAUUAUUUCAUAUUAGACCCUCUAUCGCUAUUGAAGAGGGUUGUCUCUCAGUCCUUCUUACUGCUCACGUCCACCAGUCAUCCUCUCUUCGACCUUGUUUAUCAUCAUCAUAUUUCUUACUCCAGCAAUUUCUUCAACCAAAAUCCCUUAAACCCCUAAAUUCUCUCACCUGCCGCCGCUCCAGUUGGGUCCUCCGGUCAAACUACUUCGUCGGUUCGGUGCAGUCUGGCUGGUUUUAAGUAGAUUUUAGGCCGGCUUAAUCGGACAGUGAAUACAAGCUGUGGUUGAGGACAAUUUGAGGACAAUUUAAUGAAGCGACUAUAGCAGGUCUUUUUUUUUUUUUUACAAGAUGAGUUACAAAAUUGCUCAAAUCCGCCUUGUUAGUUCUCACCCUGAGGUUUAUGAACCUUGUGAUGAUUCAUUUGCUCUUGUUGAUGCACUCUUAGCUGAUCGAUCUAAUCUAGUACAACAUAAGCCGAAACUAUGUAUGGAAGUGGGUUGUGGAAGUGGCUAUGUUAUCACUUCUCUAGCCCUUCUUCUAGGACAGGAAUCUUCUUCUGGGGUUCAGUUUUUUGCCACUGAUACCAACCCUUAUGCAAUAACUGUUACCAGUGAGACAUUGAAAGCACAUGGAGUUCAUGCAGAGUUGAUUUCCACUGACAUCGCUUCAGGUUUAGAAAAGCGUCUCGCUGGAUUAGUUGAUGUAAUGGUUGUGAAUCCGCCUUAUGUUCCGACCCCUGAGGAUGAAGUCGGCCGUGAAGGAAUCACCUCUUCUUGGGCUGGAGGAGAGGACGGGCGUAGUGUUAUUGAUAGGAUUUUGCCGGUUGCGGACCAUCUUUUAUCAGAGAAAGGCUGGUUAUACAUGGUCACUCUUGCAUCAAACUUUCCCUUGAAGAUAUGUCUUGAGAUGAGGCAAAAGGGAUAUGCGUCGAGGAUUGUCCUACAAAGAUCAACAGAUGAAGAGAGCCUGCAUAUCAUCAAGUUCUGGCGGGAGUCUGAUAAGCAGUGAGAAUGAAACCAAGCAUUGUGUUGAGUCUUUGGCUUUUUGUCAGUUUUCUGAUGUAUCAUUUUGGGAAGCAGUAGAAGUUGAGUACUAAUAAUGUUUUUAAAGGUUUUUGAUGCCUCUUUCAUAUGAGAAUAACUCAUCCGAUGAAUGAUGAUUGAAUUUUACUAACUA